UAGACACCGACGUGUAGAAAACGUGCUGAGCGUAUCGUGUGUCGAAAUUUUCCCAAUUUAAAUCAAAAUGGGGUUCGUUAAAGUAGUAAAGAACAAGCAGUACUUCAAGCGUUAUCAGGUCAGGUUCCGCCGCCGUCGCGAGGGAAAAACCGACUACUACGCUCGCAAGCGCCUGAUUUUCCAGGACAAAAACAAAUACAACACCCCGAAGUUCCGCCUGAUCGUUCGCCUGAGCAACCGCGACAUCACUUGUCAGAUUGCGUACGCCCGUAUCGAAGGCGAUCGCAUUGUGUGCGCGGCCUACUCGCACGAGCUGCCACGUUAUGGCGUUAAGGUUGGUCUGACCAACUAUGCCGCCGCCUACUGUACCGGUCUGCUGGCUGCUCGCCGCAUUCUGCAGAAGCUGCGUCUGGAUACCCUGUACGCUGGAUGCACCGACGUGACCGGAGAGGAGUAUCUGGUCGAGGCCGUCGAUGAAGGCCCGGCUGCCUUCCGGUGCUACCUGGAUGUGGGUCUGGCCCGUACCACCACCGGUGCCCGCGUUUUCGGUGCAAUGAAGGGUGCUGUCGAUGGCGGACUGAACAUUCCGCACUCCGUCAAGCGGUUCCCCGGCUACAGCGCCGAGAACAAGAGCUUCAACGCCGAGAUGCACCGUGAGCACAUCUUCGGUCUGCAUGUUGCCAACUACAUGCGCACCCUGGAGGAGGAAGAUGAGGAGGCGUUCAAGCGUCAGUUUAGCAAGUACAUUUCCCUGGGCAUCAAGGCUGAUGAUAUUGAAAACAUCUACAAGAAUGCCCAUGCCGCCAUCCGCAAAGAUCCUUCCUUCACGAAGAAACCCGAGAAGAAGGUCACCAAGAAGCGGUGGACUUUGGCCAAGCUCCCCCUGGAGGUCCGCAAGGAGAAGAUCGCCAAGCACAAGGCCGAUUUCCUGGCCAAGAUCCAGGCCGACGUCGAAGCAUAAGCUUGUACUCUACGUGGUGUAUCCUUAUUAUUUCUUCUCUCGCUCAGAUCUGGCGAGCAACAGAAAACAUUCGUUUAAUUUUUGCUUCUAUUUGCUGAAGAUUAACAUUAUGUUGUAUGGUGUUUGUGAACUAAUCGCGAUCGUCGU
Messenger RNA from Anopheles nili, 1108 nucleotides. It is a transcript of the gene RpL5, whose product is annotated as 60S ribosomal protein L5. Gene Ontology annotation, biological process: ribosomal large subunit assembly; translation. NCBI's taxonomy places the organism in Eukaryota, Metazoa, Arthropoda, Insecta, Diptera, Culicidae. Gene Ontology annotation, molecular function: structural constituent of ribosome; 5S rRNA binding. Gene Ontology annotation, cellular component: cytosolic large ribosomal subunit; ribosome. The transcript is spliced from 3 exons. Bases 68 to 961 code for a protein of 297 amino acids. The record is from RefSeq and is a predicted model, not a curated record.